AUGAAUAAUGGCAGGAUACGGAAGCUGGAUGAGCUCGUAGUUAAUACAAUAGCAGCUGGAGAGAUCAUCCACAGACCUGCAAACGCUAUCAAAGAGAUGUUGGAAAACUCCUUAGACGCAGGAGCAACAAAUAUAAAGAUAACUAUAAAAGACGGUGGAUUAAAGUUACUACAAAUUCAAGACAACGGCGGCGGAAUAAGCAAAGAAGAUCUACCAAUUCUUUGUGAACGCUUUACGACGUCAAAGAUACGAAAGUUUGAGGAUUUACAAACUGUAUCGACGUUUGGAUUCCGCGGUGAGGCUCUAGCAUCUAUUUCACAUGUUGCACAUCUAUCAAUCCUUACAAAGAAGGUCGAAGAUAAUGCGGGUUGGAAGGCUAAUUAUUCAGAUGGCAAGCAAAUCGGCGAAGCUAAACCAACAGCCGGGAACAAGGGCACUAUUAUUAGCGUAGAAGACCUGUUCUUUAACGUCCCGAUGCGCAGAAGAGCACUCAAGAGUGCCAAUGAGGAGUACAAUAAGAUUGUCGAUGUUGUCACAAAGUAUGCCGUUCAUAACCCGACGGUAUCAUUCGUAUGCAAAAAGGUGAACGCUAAUGUUCCAGAGAUAUCCACUUUAUCGAGAUCGACGACAGUUAUGAACAUAAAAGCGCUUUUCGGACAACAGGUAUCAAAAGAGUUACUGAGGUUCGAAAGUGAGGAUCAGGAACUGGAUUACAAGUGCUCGGGAUAUGCAACAUCCACUAAUUACGCAUCGAAGCGUACAACUAUGUUGCUUUUCAUAAAUCAUAGAUUGGUAGAUUGUCCGCCUUUGAAGAAGAGCCUGGAGAAUGCGUAUAGUGCUCUAUUACCAAAGGGGUCACAUCCUUUUGUUUACGUGGAUCUGGAAAUACCUCCUCAAAAUAUAGAUGUUAAUGUACAUCCAACGAAAUCACAGGUUCAUUUUAUAAAUGAGGAUGAAAUAAUUGAACAUUUGGUAGACGCAUUAAGUAUCAAAUUGUCUAGUUCUAAUACUUCAAAGAGCUAUGAUGUGCAAACGUACCUUCCAAAACCAAUGCCUAUAGCUCAGAUAUCAAAUCCCAAGUUCAUUGCUACUUUUGCUAAACCUGCUCCUAAAGCUCAAGUACGUACAGACGGUACGACAAGAACACUCGAUUCAUUUAUACCAAUAACGCAAAAAUCAUCAUCGCCACCUCCGCCUAAAGCAUCUGCAUCUACAUCGAGGAUUACGUCUACGCCAUUAAAGAGACCUGCUGAAGAGACACCACAACACACACCUGCAUCGACCCAAUCUAUGAGAACACCUAUAGAAAAGGUAAAAAGCAACAAGAAUAACCUCACAUCAGUACGGAAUCUCAGACAGGCAGUUAUCGAUAAUAAAAAUGAGGAUGUUGCGCGAAUGAUAAAAAAUCAUACUUUCGUUGGUUUUGUGGAUAUGUCUAAACAUUUAGCAUUGAUUCAGCAUAAUACGCAGUUGAUCAUGUUAGAUUACAAAUUCUUCGCUUAUGAGCUUUUCUAUCAGAUUGCCCUAAACCAAUUUGGUAACAUGGCCAAGUUUGAACUCAACCCACCUCCUAACAUACGGAUACUAAUCGAGAUAGCUUUAAAAGCUGAAGAAGAGAAUAUCUUAGAGAGCGGUGGUGAAGUUUCACUAAUAUUAGAAAUAGUGAACUUGCUUACCAGUAAGGCGAGAAUGCUUGAUGAGUAUUUCUCAAUAACGAUAAACGAGAGUGGGGAAUUAGAGCGUUUGCCAUUACUCUUGAAGGACUACACCCCAGAUAUAAAUGCUAUACCGACACUUCUAAUGAACCUUGGGCCAUUGGUAAAUUGGGAAGAUGAACAAGAGUGCUUCGACCAAAUACUCAAACAAUUAGCAUUGUUUUACACUCCUUCCAAGGAAAACAGUGAAGCUGUUAGAUGGCAAAUUCAACACGUAUUGUUUCAAUCAAUGGUGAAAAAUUUAACACCUUCAGAUAGUCUAAACGCGAUCACAGAGGUGACAAGUUUACAAAAUUUAUAUCGCAUAUUUGAGCGUUGCUAGAAUAACUGUAGUUUAUAUUUAAUGUAUUUCUUUACUGUU
Messenger RNA from Wallemia mellicola CBS 633.66, 2076 nucleotides. Its product is annotated as DNA mismatch repair protein MutL. Gene Ontology annotation, biological process: mismatch repair. Gene Ontology annotation, molecular function: ATP binding; mismatched DNA binding; ATP hydrolysis activity. Lineage: Eukaryota; Fungi; Basidiomycota; Wallemiomycetes; Wallemiales; Wallemiaceae. The transcript is spliced from 10 exons. Bases 1 to 2037 code for a protein of 678 amino acids. Gene Ontology annotation, cellular component: MutLalpha complex. The record is from RefSeq and is a predicted model, not a curated record.